Anthonomus grandis grandis is the source of this 1489-nucleotide messenger RNA. RefSeq lists its product as uncharacterized. The transcript is spliced from 5 exons. The coding region runs from base 48 to 1274 and encodes 408 amino acids. The record is from RefSeq and is a predicted model, not a curated record. Lineage: Eukaryota; Metazoa; Arthropoda; Insecta; Coleoptera; Curculionidae.
UAAUUUUAUAAAGUUGUUUAGUAUUUGCACGCGAGUGUGUCUCAAAAAUGGAGACCCUUAUUCCUGAAGUUCAAAGAGAAAUAGAAAAAAUUGCUAAAGAUCAUGGUUUUAAAAAUUUUACUAUUACCAUCACAAAUACUGCAGCGAACGAAACAGAUGGAUACAUAGGAGUAAUCGAGGCUGGAUGUAUUAAAGACAAAAAUAGCGACAAAACUAUAAGUUUAGUAAUAAAAAAAGCUCCUUUAAGUAUUAAUUUUAGAAAACAGUUUCCUCUGCGAGAAGCUUUUGAAAGGGAAAUUUAUAUAUAUGAAAAAGUAUUUCCAGAAUUUCUUUCUUUUCAAACUAUACAUAAUGUUGCGAAAGUCUUUAAUAAUUUUCCGAAAGUCUACGGAUGUAUUGAUGAUGAAUAUAAGGAAACUCUUAUUAUGGAAAAUCUAAAGGAGGCAGGCUUUAAACUAACAGAUCGGACCAAACCUUUAGAUGCAAAUCACUUAAACUUAGUUCUAAAAACUUAUGCCAAGCUGCAUGCAAUAUCUUAUGGCAUGAAAAAGUUAGAACCAGAAAAGUUUAAGUUACUUACUGAACGAAUUAACACAAACAUAAUGAUGGGACAUGGUGGCCAUAAUAGGAACGAGGAAGUUAAUGGCACACUAUUUAAAUCCUGCUUUUCUGCUAUCAGAGACAGACCUGAUCUAAUUUCAGAGUUAAAAAAAUACGAACAAAGUGCUGCACAUAAUUUUUUCCUUUAUAUUACCCAAUUAUAUAAAGAUCAGUAUGCCGUUUUUACCCACAGUGAUUGUUGGAGUGCGAACCUUUUAUUUAAAUAUGGGGAUGAAUCUAAGCCUUACCUACCUACGGACAUCAGUAUUAUUGAUUGGCAAACGUCGGCAGUUAGUCAUCCCGUACACGACAUAAGCUAUUUCUUCUUUAUUACUGCUGGCAAAGCAGAUUUACACAAUUACAAAAGUUAUUUAAGGUCUUAUUAUGAGGCGUUAUGUGAAAAUCUCAGUGAUUUUGGAAUAGAAGCCAAGUCAUUUUAUCCCUUUGAAUUACUAGAGGAACACUGGAAGAAAUAUUCUAUAAUAGGUUUCAUCAUGUGUUUGGUUAUGCUUAAACAAAGCCUAAGUAGCACUAAAACUCGUGAUUUACCUAAAAUGGCGGAUAAUGGGGAGAGCCUUUAUAAUCUAGGAGGGACUGAUGACGAUUCCCAAUUGUAUGAACAGCGAAUGACAGACUUAGUAGAAUUUUUAAUUGAGAAUAAGCUCAUACAAUGAUAAUAUAUUGGCAAAUAAAUAUAUUUAUAUAGAACUUUCUUUACUUGAAGCCUUCUGUACAGUUUUACUUAUAAUAUAUACGAAUAAUAAUAUAAGGUCUAUUAUAAAUGUAAUACUUAUAAAAUGUAUUUUCAUGUAUUAAUCAUGUAGGUAUUAAUAAAUGUUAUUACUAUCUUUAUAGUAUAAAAAUAAAUUUGUUUAACAUAUUAAAUAUA